CAGAGAUAGGCACUGGGCGAGUUGGAAUGCUGCGGCCCGCCAGUGGGAGAGGUCGAGCCAGAUCCCGAAACGGAGGGUGUGUGAUUGUGGGGAUUUGUGCCCUCGGAUCAGAGGAUCGUCUUCUCCUUUCUGGCCCUUCUUUACUCCCGAAAUAGUGAUUUGGGCUGAGUAAAGCUUCUGUUUGAUAAUAUCUAACACGGUUAAUCUCUGAUUUGUAACUUACGCCGAUACUUACGUGUCUGGCGCCCCUCUUUUAAUCCGUACAGCAAUCGUAUGAGGUUGGAGCUUUUAACCCUGUUUAGCAGAUGUGGAAAAGAAUACUGGUUCUAUUUAAGGAUUUUAGUUCAACAGUGGUGUUGGUGCGUUGGGCCGCCAGGGAAGGUGGUGCCUGUUUAGAAUCGUAAAGAAUAGUUCUAGAGUUUGAAAGAGUCUAUCUUGAUAAUCUCCCCAGUGCAUCCAUGUAUGAGCGCAGUUACAUGCAUAGAGAUGUUAUCACCCAUGUGGUAUGCACCAAGACAGACUUUAUUAUUACUGCCAGCCAUGAUGGACAUGUUAAAUUCUGGAAAAAAAUAGAAGAGGGAAUUGAAUUUGUUAAACAUUUUCGUAGUCACCUAGGAGUUAUUGAGAGUAUUGCAGUUAGCUCUGAGGGAGCAUUAUUCUGUUCCGUGGGUGAUGAUAAAGCAAUGAAGGUGUUUGAUGUAGUGAACUUUGACAUGAUCAAUAUGCUGAAGCUUGGCUAUUUUCCUGGACAGUGUGAGUGGAUCUAUUGCCCAGGGGAUGCCAUAUCUUCAGUUGCUGCUUCUGAGAAGAGUACAGGAAAAAUUUUCAUUUAUGAUGGUCGAGGAGAUAACCAGCCACUACAUAUUUUUGACAAACUCCAUACGUCACCUCUUACUCAGAUACGCCUAAACCCAGUUUACAAAGCAGUAGUAUCUUCUGACAAAUCUGGAAUGAUUGAAUACUGGACCGGACCUCCUCAUGAAUAUAAAUUCCCCAAAAAUGUGAACUGGGAAUAUAAAACUGACACAGAUUUAUAUGAAUUUGCCAAGUGCAAGGCUUAUCCUACCAGCAUAUGUUUUUCACCUGAUGGGAAGAAAAUAGCUACUAUUGGUUCUGAUAGAAAAGUUAGAAUUUUCAGAUUUUUAACUGGAAAACUCAUGAGAGUCUUUGACGAAUCACUAAGUAUGUUUACUGAACUGCAGCAGAUGAGGCAACAGCUACCAGACAUGGAAUUUGGCCGACGAAUGGCUGUAGAACGUGAAUUGGAAAAGGUGGAUGCAGUAAGAUUAAUUAAUAUAGUUUUUGAUGAAACUGGACACUUUGUGCUAUAUGGAACAAUGCUGGGCAUUAAAGUUAUAAAUGUAGAAACAAACCGGUGUGUGCGGAUCUUAGGCAAGCAAGAAAAUAUUAGAGUGAUGCAAUUGGCGUUGUUCCAGGGAAUAGCCAAAAAACAUCGUGCUGCAACUACUAUAGAAAUGAAAGCUUCUGAAAACCCUGUUCUUCAGAAUAUUCAAGCUGACCCAACAAUAGUCUGUACAUCUUUCAAAAAGAACAGAUUUUAUAUGUUUACUAAACGAGAACCAGAAGAUACAAAAAGUGCAGAUUCUGACCGAGAUGUUUUUAACGAGAAACCUUCUAAAGAAGAAGUCAUGGCAGCUACUCAAGCUGAGGGACCCAAACGAGUGUCAGAUAGUGCCAUUAUCCACACAAGCAUGGGAGACAUUCACAUCAAACUUUUUCCUGUUGAGUGCCCUAAGACAGUGGAAAACUUCUGUGUUCACAGCAGAAAUGGUUAUUAUAAUGGACAUACAUUUCACCGCAUAAUUAAGGGCUUCAUGAUUCAGACAGGCGAUCCAACAGGUACUGGUAUGGGAGGAGAAAGCAUAUGGGGAGGAGAAUUUGAAGAUGAAUUCCAUUCAACAUUACGACAUGACAGACCAUAUACACUCAGCAUGGCCAACGCUGGAUCGAAUACUAAUGGAUCCCAGUUUUUCAUAACAGUAGUACCAACACCUUGGCUUGAUAAUAAGCACACAGUGUUUGGACGAGUGACUAAAGGAAUGGAAGUUGUACAAAGGAUCUCCAACGUCAAAGUCAAUCCCAAAACAGAUAAGCCCUAUGAGGAUGUCAGCAUCAUAAAUAUUACUGUCAAGUAAAAUAAGAUUUCUCUCAUUGUCUUUGUAAAUAAAAAUACACAUAUAUUAAACACAGGAUUAUUUUUCAUAAGGAAGCUCUUAAGAGUUGCUCAACAUACAAAUCAUGUUUCAAGGAUGCAGUAUUUUUAUAUUUUUCAUUAAAGGCCAUUUUUUAAAAACUCUG
Messenger RNA from Hippopotamus amphibius kiboko, 2319 nucleotides. It is a transcript of the gene PPWD1, whose product is annotated as peptidylprolyl isomerase domain and WD repeat containing 1. NCBI's taxonomy places the organism in Eukaryota, Metazoa, Chordata, Mammalia, Artiodactyla, Hippopotamidae. Gene Ontology annotation, biological process: protein peptidyl-prolyl isomerization. The transcript has 11 exons. Gene Ontology annotation, molecular function: protein binding; peptidyl-prolyl cis-trans isomerase activity. The record is from RefSeq and is a predicted model, not a curated record. The coding region runs from base 459 to 2156 and encodes 565 amino acids.